Ctenocephalides felis (cat flea) is the source of this 1157-nucleotide messenger RNA. RefSeq lists its product as uncharacterized. NCBI's taxonomy places the organism in Eukaryota, Metazoa, Arthropoda, Insecta, Siphonaptera, Pulicidae. The record is from RefSeq and is a predicted model, not a curated record. The transcript is spliced from 7 exons. Bases 1 to 1041 code for a protein of 346 amino acids.
AUGUCUAGGGAUGAAACUCAAAUGAUAGCUACAGCAGAAAUAAAAAAAAAUCAUUCUGGUACUGCACAAGAGAAACUGCAUUCUAUUCAAAAAGAUUUGGAUCUUCUUCAACACGAAUUAGUUCAAGACGUUAGCACGCGUUGGAACUCUACUUAUUAUAUGCUUGAAAGAUCAAUGCAACAAAAACGAGCAAUUUCUGUGUAUCUCGUGGACUGUGACAUUGCCAAUUUAACUGCGGCACAAUGGGAGCUUUUGGAGCAGCAUAUUUUAAAAUUAUUGAAACCGUUUGAGGAGAUAACAAAACUUGUGAGUUCUAGAUACGCUUGCAUUUCUGAAAUUAUUCCGUAUGUUGCAACCUUAAUGCGGUAUUAUAAUAAAAUGAGCACAUCAAAAGAGAUAACAUCUAAAUUAGGUCAGGCAAUACUGGUCAUACAGCAAGGGAUACAAGAACGAUUUGAAGAGAUUGCAACGAAUACAUGCAGUGAAGUUAUUUUAUUCAAAAAAAAGGACAAAAAAAUUAGUAAUGAAGAUGACAACUGCAUUAAUACAAAUAAAAGAACAAACAGCGAGAUGCCUACUAGCUUCAACAAAAAGUCAUUUGACAUCCGACAAUCCAUCAAAAGGAGGCGCAGUGGGGCCUUCCGUGCUAGUUGGAUUCGUCUCCUGCGCGACUCUUUAGCAACACCUUCUCGCAGCAAAACUCUUUCUGUCUUCAAACCGUCUCCUGCAUUGGCAGCAGCAACACAUCCUAAUAUAAAAUCUGCUGCUCCUAACAGAGGCAAUAAUAAUUUUAAUGCACAAAUAAAUGAGAAUAGAAAUGUCUCUAAUAGUGGCCAAGAGCAGCAAGUGCAGGGUUUGAAUGGAAGAAGGACUGUGACCUCUCCUGCUAACGAUGAAAAUAAUAAUGUUUCUGCCAACAACAAUAAUGCUGUGAACGUUGGCACCUGCUACGAUUUGAGAGCCCAUGACACCAGGGAGGAGGAGCAGCGUCUGCAGGAUGCUGCAAAACAUGCAGCCAGGAGACGAUUCACUAAAAAUUAGGAAUAUCGGGCAAAACAUUUCAAGAAAAUGAAAUAAGAAAAUAUCAAGGAAUCAUUUUAAACAAAAUGAAAAUAGCAGCAAAUAUCAGGGAAUCAUUUUAAACAAAAUGCACACGA